AUGCAGCUCCACGUCUGCUUGUUGCUCGUCGUCGUCGUCGCCGCAGCAGUCCGGGAAGAGCCACGGCAUUCCUCGGAGGAGACCGCCACCGCCACCCCGCAUUCCCACAGAGACGUCCCCGGUCCAUCUCGGGCCGGGUCCGACUACACGAGCACGCGAGAACCCUACGGAGGGUCUGGAUGGGGGUCCACGCCCGUUCACUUUUCCACCUGUGACAUCAUCGCCGACCUUAUGGACCCAGCUGGCGACCCCUGCUGGUACCGUGGCGGCAGUUCAUCUCCAAACGGAUUUGUCAAAAAGUACACGGAGAACCCCGCGCCUCCCAGAUGCCGCCGAGGGGACGUCGCCGAUCCCGGCUUCUACCGGGACCGCCGGAACCAUCCGGAACUCGUCAACGUCGGAGGACGGGACGGAAACGCCCCGGCCCACAUCCCCCAUGAGCACAAAGACAAAGCAGGAACGACGGCACCCGAUCCCUUGGCCGACGUGCGCAGCGUGUCGGCAAUCGGACGGGUUCCCGACUCCCAGGGCCAAAGGGGAUACGCCACCCAGGUAGGGGUCUUGGACUUCACCGAGGAAGGGGCGGGAACGCCUGGACCCCCGUCCCACGUGAGCGCUGUGACCGCGUCCGAAGGCUUCCUGAGCUUCGGGGGCCUAGAGGAUCGGAUGGGAAGGCCGCUAGCCACGUCCACCGAGACCGCGUCGGCAGGGUUCCUCGGCUCAGGAGCCUUCAAGGUCCUGAGCACCGGGGGCCCCAGGGGCCCCGAGGACGGAAGCGGAACGCCUGCGGGUCGGCUCCUCUUGAGCACACCGCUCAACUCCGUAAACGUGACGGCACGGCCGGAAAACGCGGCUACCGCGAGCGCCGUUUGGGCAUCCGGAGGAGUUCAGAACCCGUCGCCCACAGGGGCGACAACACUCGGACCCACGUCCCGGGUGGCGGCCUCCGGCCAGGGGGGGUCCCUGAAUGCGACGGCGACGUCCGCGACGAGCGUGACGGCAUCUGGAAGCGUCUCCGGUUUCGCCAGCUCCCACAACACGGGCGGCACCCUCGACACGGCGACCCUUCGGACCCCCGCCGUGUCUCCACCCGUCCCGGAUGUUCCGACUCCCGAUACCGCGCCCCCCGUCACGCAACUAAUGCCGACGACUGAGCUACAAGGCACUCGGGGCGGCACUCGAGGCUGCCGGCGGCCGAUCCCGGAAGCCUCCACCCCUCCGAGUUUUGCCACGAGCGAGGAAGCGAAAGUUUACGUGGUGCCGGACCAGCCCGCCACCAUCCGAGUGGAGUCCAUCCAGCUGCUGCUGCAGAUCGUCGCCGACGACUCCGCCUCCACCAGCGCUCCCGACCUGGAGGAGGACACCGGCGCCUGGGUGGAGCCUUACCUGCAGAGGGCGCCAGGCUUCACCCGAAUCUUGGCCGUGUGGGCCAGCGGUGGAGCCGUGCAGAUGCUGCUGCAGUUUGAGAGCCGGGGCGCCCUGCGGUGGCUGUCCGCCUCGGGAGCCUCCGCGCUGCUGCGCCACACGGGACUUGACCUGCUUGCGCCCCAGGGGCGGAGCUUCGGAGGCUCCAAGGUGCUCAAUGUCACAGUGGGAGGGGUGCAGGAGGACAUUUGCGAUUGGUUGCUCGGCUGUCCAGCGGGCUUCCGUUGCAUCAGUGGGCCCAGCAACAACUACAGCUGCUCCUCCGUUUGCCAUUUUGACUUCUGCCACCAUCACGGCAUCUGCACACACCACACAAGAAAACUUCCCGUUUGUCGGUGCCUGGUGGGCGAGGACUUCUGGUUCAUGGGUUCCCGCUGUGACGUCCGGAUGACGCGCGCUCGCCUGGUGUGCACCUGCGCGUCCGUCCUCGUGUUGGCCGUGGCCCUGAUCGGCGCGCUGGCCCUGGUCGCCGUCCGACGCUACCGAGCCGCUCUGAUCCGGGCCAAAGUGGACCAGACGCGGAGCAGCUACCGGCGCUUCAACCAUUUCGACGAGCUGUCGUCUCGCUUCUGGCCGCGCUCGGCGUCGGCGGCUUCCGCCGACUCGAUGGACAAUCCGGCAUUCACGCGCUCCGACGAGCUGCUGCACAUGCGAGCUCUGGACCGGCCCUGCUGCUACCACGAUGACACCUUGUCGCUCGCCUCCGCCUCCGCAUCCGCCUCCUCUGGCUUCACCGGCCGCGCCGCGCGCCUCAACACCAUCUACCCGGACAGCUCUCAGUACGGUUGGUGCGGCAGCGAGCUGAGCGUGGGCGACGGCGUGCUGGACUCGGGCAAGGCCAGCGACUUGUCGGUGUGCAGCUGGCCGGUGGAGCCCAUCCACUGGACGCCCUUCCCGCUGCUGCGGCGGCUGGCCGCCCCCCGACACCCCCACGCCGCUCGGACGUCCAGGCCGCGCUCGCACUGCGACGGCAUGGAGCUGGUGGACAUGAACCGCAGCUGGACCGCAUGACCGCGAUGCUCUUUGGCCAUCAAACGCUCUCGGUGUGUGCGUGCGCAUAAAAAGGUUAGCCGGUGAUCAAUCAAUAAAUACUGUGUGACUAUUGUG
Molecule: messenger RNA, 2532 nt
Organism: Hippocampus zosterae (dwarf seahorse)
Lineage: Eukaryota; Metazoa; Chordata; Actinopteri; Syngnathiformes; Syngnathidae
Exons: 12
Coding region: 1-2436 (811 amino acids)
Source: RefSeq, a predicted model, not a curated record